Molecule: messenger RNA, 1172 nt
Organism: Diorhabda sublineata
Lineage: Eukaryota; Metazoa; Arthropoda; Insecta; Coleoptera; Chrysomelidae
Product: NADH dehydrogenase [ubiquinone] iron-sulfur protein 3, mitochondrial-like
Exons: 3
Coding region: 78-860 (260 amino acids)
Molecular function (GO): NADH dehydrogenase (ubiquinone) activity
Source: RefSeq, a predicted model, not a curated record
AAGAAAUGAUAAUUUGUUACGUCAUAAUUUUUAGGUUAGUAAUUUUAAAUUGACAUUUUAGAUUAAAAUUAUUAGAGAUGUUCUUAAGACCAUUAUUAUCCCAACUAACCCGUAACAGACCGUUUAAGACACCCGUUACAAGUGUAACACAAAGUGUCAGUCGAGCUUUAUCAACAGAAGUUGAAACUAAAACUGAGACUAGACCUACUGUCAGAAAACCUAAUGUAGUGGCACGAUCAAACCUUAGGGAUUUUGGAAAGUACGUAGCUGAAUGCCUACCAAAAUAUAUACAGAAAGUACAGAUAACUGCUGGCGAUGAAUUAGAACUUCUAAUUGUGCCAGAGGGGAUAGUACCUGUAUUGCAGUUUUUGAAAGAUCAUCACAAUGCUCAGUUUUCCAAUUUGGUUGAUAUUGCUGGAAUGGAUGUAAUAUCUAGACCAUAUAGAUUUGAAAUAAUCUACAACAUAUUAUCAGUUAGAUUCAAUUCCCGCAUUAGAGUUAAAACAUAUACAGACGAACUAACUCCUAUAGAUUCUUGCAACGAGGUUUAUAAAGCUGCAAAUUGGUAUGAAAGAGAAAUUUGGGAUAUGUUUGGAGUAUUUUUCUCUAAUCAUCCAGAUUUGAGGAGAAUACUUACAGAUUAUGGAUUUGAAGGACAUCCUUUUAGAAAAGAUUUUCCACUUAGUGGUUACGUUGAAGUUCGAUAUGAUGAUGAGAAAAAGAGAGUUGUUGUUGAACCACUGGAAUUAGCACAAGAAUUUAGAAAAUUCGAAUUAAGUGCUCCAUGGGAACAGUUUCCUAAUUUUAGAAAUGCUAACCCUGCUUCGGAAGAAGUUGUCACAAAAGAAGAUAAAAAAUAAUUGAACAUAUACUUAGCUUGUAUUACAGAGAGAAAUUGGACAAAGUGAAUGGAACUAUUUUUACCUUUAAUGAAGAAAUUGAACUUCCAUAUUCUGAUAAAAUUAUAUAAGGAAUUUGUGUUAAGUUGUUGAGGAUUGAUUGACUGAUACUCAAAUAUAUUUUGCGGAAGAAUCCUUGAAGAAAUAGUCAGUGGAUAUAAAAGGAAAUUGAGAAUCAGAAAGUGGCAAACCCAAUAGAAAGUAUGGUCCAAUUUUUUUCGAAAAUUGAUGAAAAGGUUAAGAAAAGUAUUUUGAAAUAUAACAUUUUUUUAA